Molecule: messenger RNA, 6664 nt
Organism: Bombyx mori (domestic silkworm)
Lineage: Eukaryota; Metazoa; Arthropoda; Insecta; Lepidoptera; Bombycidae
Product: UDP-glucosyltransferase 2
Molecular function (GO): UDP-glycosyltransferase activity
Source: RefSeq, a predicted model, not a curated record
AGACAACGCAUCUUUCAUUACGAUCAUGUACUGGUUGGUGCCCUUUAGAUGUCCUACAGAAGGGGAACAUGUUAUCUAUUUGUACCAUGCGCAUAGUAUCAGAUGGUUUAGAGAUCGGAUAUAUACUGUCUUUUUUACGAUGAUUUAGAUCCACGUGACCAAUGUAGUCAUAGUGCAUGUAUACAAUUUUCCAUUUAGCCCAAGGGACCGCGAGUCUGUUUCAGUUACUUUUAUCUUUAACAUCAGCGCGACUUGGUCCGCGUGGAAUAUAGUUCACAAAUAAUGCUUUAUUUUAGAACAAAUUUCUUUAGCAUAAAAAACGUUAUAGUGAGCCAACCUUAACAUAUAGACAUAUGCUGUCGCGGACAUUUUUUUUUAGAUCUUUUAAAGGGAAACAAUUCUGUCACAUUAUUUUAGCGAAAUUUUAACAGUUUCUACAGCGCACGCACCGGAAGCUCUCAAAAGGGAAAAUAACCCGAUUUUGAAACAUUCUUUAUUGGUGCUCCGCUUGUAUUGGUCUUAGCGCGAUGCAGUGAUGGUCUUAGCGGUCUUAGCGUUAUAUAGCCUAUAUCUUCCUCAACAAAUGGGUUAUUUAACACUGAAUGAAUUUUUCAAAUCGGACCAGCAGUUCUCGAGACUAGCGCGUUCAAACAAACAAACUCUUCAGCUUUAUAAUGUUAGUAUAGAUUUCUUUAUAAUCGAACUAAGCUUUUCGUCCUGACAUUGCACAGUACAGAAUCAAUCGGUAACUUUAAGACGAUUCACGUUCAUCAUGUCAACAGGAUGCCUAUUAAGCGCAUCUAUAAAUGUUCCAUACGUUCACCAGGUCUAUACUCAACACUUAAUGUCAUAAUCUUCUUUCAAAACUCACCAUCGCGCAAUGCGUGGUAUAAUGUCGCGUUUGGUAAGCGUAGCACAAACCACAGUACAAUCAGUUUCUACUAUAUCAUGUUUACCUACUUCAUAAACACAGAACCUACGAAGCGAUUGUACGACCGCCAGGUUUUGAGCUCUUAGCUAUGAUACACACUCUCUUCCUUCCUAGUAACCCGGCUAAAGUACAUAACAGGCCGCAGUGAGUUGUCAGUUUGUUUUAGUAAUAGUAUACCAGAAACUCCUAAGCUACAUGCAUCGGUUCAUAUUUUUGUAAGAAGCAUAGGAUUAUACAGAGCUAGCAUAGGUUUGGAACAUAAAACUGUUUUUCAGUUGUUCGAAAUUCGCGUUAUGUUCAUGGCCCCACACCCAUGAUUUAUCUUUUUUUUUUUUCUUAACUCAGUUAAUGGACGCGCAAUCACGGCAAAACUGGGAAUAAACUUUCUAAAGUAACAUAACCAAUAAACUAUCGCACACUGAGCAUUAUUUGGCACAGGAAACUGCGAAACGGCCGUCAAUUUUUGUUGCACCCGGCUGUAUACCGUCUGAAGAUAUUUCAUGACCUAAAUAAGUGACUUGUUUCUCCAAGAAUGAGCAUUUACUCAUAUUUAAUUUUAAGUCUCCACCAUAAAAUUUCCCAAGUACUUUCUCAAUAAUUAUUGAACCUGAUUUUAUACCAACUGAGGGUAGAGGUAAAUCGUUUAAAAUUGCUAGUAUCUCGAUUUGACCUACAUUUAUUUUUACCCAUUUCUUUUCUACCCUCAGGCUCAAUUAUUUUAUUUAUUAAACUCAUUUAACUACCCCACCUAGUGGAAUAAGGUGGAGAAAAGAAGAAACGCAUGAAUACAGAUGGCGCAUUUGCUAAAACAAAAGGAAUUCUAGUGUACUCGAAAUAAUGACCUUGCGGCGUAAUGAAAACAGUUGUGUCUGGCACAAUGCUUAAUUUAUGGUAGCCCUGGGCUAAAUCUAAACUCGUGAAGUACUGUUCGGUGGAUACUUUUAUAUUUUACCAUAGCGUUUAACGCACGAUAGUCAACGCAUAGCCCACUGAGUUUCUCGCCGGAUCUUCUCAGUGGGUCGCGUUUCCGAUCCGGUGGUAGAUUCUGCGAAGCACGGCUCUUGCUAGGGUUCGUGUUAGCAACAUCAUCAGGUUUGAGCGCCGUGAGCUCACCUACAAAAGUUAGGGUUACGCUGACAUAGCCUCUCAAGGCUCUCAGCUUAGGUAGGAAAAAAAAAAAAAAAAAAAAAAUCAACGCAUAGCCUACUGUCGCCGUUCUGUUUCUUAAUAAGACCACUGGUGAAGCAUGACUAGCUUCAGAUUAUUUUUUAAUGCCAGCAUCUAAAAGUUAAUUAGCUUUAGAUUUAACUAUCGUUUGUUCGUUAUGAGAAAGUAAAGGUGGCGAUACACGGGCUGAUCACUAGUAAGCUUAAUUUGCAUUUGGACUAAAUUGGCAAUGCCUAAAUCAUGUGUAUUCGCAGCAAAGCAAUGCUUAUACUGUAUUUUUUAAAUCUGAAUGACCCUUAUUAUUUAAUGGCUCCUUUUAAAUUUUUUUUAUUUCUACCCUCAAAUCUCGAAAUAUUUGUAAUGGCAUGGUUAGGGCAAGUAGAAAUGCAACACACCUGGCUGUUUGGCUGUGGCUUCUCGCAGCUGUUGGCCCUCGGCAGGAUCUCGCCCGGCGGCCACAUGAUGGUCUCCGAGCCCACGUCGAUGUAGCUGUCUUCGCCGCGCAGCAGCGUCGCAGGCAGGGAGAAGGAAGCUCGUAGCCGUGAAUCUCAUGAAGCGCCGUGAAGCUCGUAGUGCCGCAGUGGAGUAACCACGUUGCUACUCUUCGAGUUUCCCUCCACGUAAACCAGAAUGAUGGAAGGACAGGGCGUCAGGCGCUCUUGGUCCGACGACGUCGAAGUCCCUUUGAUUUGAUUGUUCCAGGUUCUUCAUCCUGUAGCUCAAAUAUCGCCUUGUGGACCUCCUUCUGAAGCAAUUUUUCAACACCUUCCUCGCCAGUGGAAUAGGAGCUUUAUCUUCUUAAAACUUGUCAGACCGAGAGAUCUGAGCGUGUAUAUGACGUUGUUUCAUUUCUUUAUGCCACUUCUGAUUGUUGCAAAUGAUGUGACAAUAAAAACCAGCAGCGUAACGACAAGUUCUUUUAUUUGUGCGAGAAUACAAAAAAGCAGGUAGAAAUGGCUGGCACGCCUUGUUUUAUUAACACUAUCCCCCCUUCGUUGGCUUUGGCUGGCGGCGGCGGCGGUGGCGGUGGCGGAAGGGGGCGUGUUAACAUGGCUUGGCGGCUUGGCUGGCGGCAGGGCAUGACAGCUGACGUCCCGUCCGUUACAAUAGAUAUAAAAUUCCAUUCCAAAUUCUACCCUACAAACUAGAAUACAGGUCUGCUUCGCAUUGUUGUAGAACGUAACGAAAAUCGAUUUACCUCUUUCAAUGUCGUUCUAUACUGUGGUAGGUUACAAAUUGAUGUCAGCUCCCGGUCCUAAACACGUAAUUUUUGUCUAAAAAUAGACUAAACAAUUCUGGCGCGCAGUUUGGCUUGCAAUUCUUCAAGUAAUUUUUUUUAUGCUUAAUUAAAAACUGAAUAGAUUGAUGCGUUGCGUCAGGAUCUCUACACGUCCUUACGGAUCCAUCAGAUUUAAUAACUGUUAGAUUAUACGCCUUCAGCUAACAAUAGGAGCAGGCUUAUGGACCUAACCUACUCGUAACCCUACUCGUCGAACCCGGCAGUGAGCUCGAUGUGCAACCUAACCCAUGCAUCAGCCCGCUGAGUUUCUCGCCGGAUCUUCUCACCGGGUCGCGAUUCCGAUUCCGUAGAAGAUUCAUUCGCGAAGUAACUACUCUUAAGUUGUUAGGUCUCCUUUGGAGGCGUUUGUGUCGCUGUUGGCAGAUCCCACUCCUCCUGUCUGAGCCCGUGGUCGCCCAACUGUACCUACUAGUGAAACUGGCCUUCGAGACACUAUGUUGCACCGACCGCAGGUGACCGGGAAAAAGACAGGAGAAUGAGAAUGUUGAUUAAUUGAUUUGAUUGAAUCGACGUUUCUUGCAGCUACGAAAUAUCAUAUUUUGUCAAUUAAUAAAUGUACACUGAUAAAUCAAUAUUCAAAAAAUUUUUUUUGCAUCGACGUCAUCUAUGCAAAAAAUAUGGCGCCUUUGUCCCAUCUGACCUUAUCUCUUAUAUAAGCAUCACAGCGCUUUUGUGUUUUUUAUUAUUAUUUUUUAUUUGUACAAUUGUUGAAAAUAUUUUCACAAAGGUAUGCAAUGAGAAACAGACUGACUUUAUAUGUUUCAUAUUGUCAUAUCCAUAUGACUAUAAGCAACGGCAAUACUAGUACUAUCUCAGUGCCGUUGAAUCUCUACAGCGGACAGUCGCUAAGUGUCCGACGCGUGUGAGCCAUGAAGAUUUUCAUAUUAUUCUUAAUUGUAACUUCAGUGGAAAGUUACAAAAUUCUCUGUCUGUUUCCUUACCCUGGAAAAAGUCAUUACAUGGUAUUCGAACCAAUUCUGGACGAGCUUAUCAACCGUGGACAUCACCUGACAGUUGUUUCCUUCUUUCCGGCUACGAUUCCACUACCGAACCGUCGUGACGUUAGCUUGCAGCAUUUAGCUCCGCCUAACGUCGAAGUGCUUGAUCUAAAAGAGAUUUAUUUAAAAACCCAAAAGUAUUUCGGCUUAGAGAAUUACUUCGGACAUAUGUCUAUAGUUACUUCUUUAGCUAAAUCGAACCUUCUUAUUUGCGAGAGAAUAAUCAAUUCGGAUGUAUUCGAGGAGUUUCUGGCGGGAAAAGGCGAAUACGAUCUAAUUUUGAUAGAACAUUUUAACAGUGACUGCUUGCUAAGUUUGGUUCAUAUCUAUAAUGUCCCUUCUAUAGGUUUGAUCUCGAGUAGUAUGAUGCCAUGGACCAUGGCAAGGGCUGGAGCGCCAGACAAUCCCGCCUAUAUACCUGGCAUGACUUCCGUUCACAGAAAAAUGACGUUCUUCGAAAGAUUGAUAAAUACGUUUACCUUACAUUUUUAUAAUACGUGGUUUGAGUAUGCGAUUUGGCGCGAAGAACAGAAAAUUAUUGAAAAGAAAUUGAAAAGGAAACUACCUAGGCUGAGUGAUUUGGGUAAAAAUUCCAGUGCUGUAUUGGUAAACACUCAUUUUUCUAUAAAUGGUAUUAGGGAACUUACGCCUUCUUUAAUAGAAAUUGGCGGUAUCCACCUACAUAACAGGACUAUCAGAGAACUCAACGAGCCCCUGCGUACUUUAGUUGAGAAUGCAGAAGAAGGCUUCAUAAUAUUCAGUUUCGGCUCAUUAGUGAAGGGAUCUUCGUUACCGCGAAAGCAAAUGAAAGCCAUAAUCAACGCUUUUGCUCGUUUACCACAAACAAUAUUUUGGAAAUGGGAGGACGAUAUCUCAGACGCGAUAAAAAUACCAAAGAACGUUAAAUUUGAAAAAUGGUUGCCGCAAUACGAUUUGUUGAACCAGCAAAAUUGCUUGGCAUUUAUCACACACGGCGGUCUACUUAGCUUGACGGAGGCAGUCGCGUCAAGCGUGCCGACUCUCAUUAUUCCUAUACUCGGAGAUCAGUUCGGGAACGCGGCCCAUGCUCAGAAAGCUGGCGUCGCCGAGGUUCUAAGUCUUACGGAAAUUGAAGAAGACGUGUUCUAUAAUAAACUCUUAUCAGUUUUGUCUAAGGAGAAACGUCAGAAAGCUAAAUUACUAACAAGUCUUUGGCGGGAUCGUCCUCAACCGGCAAUGGAAACGGCCCUAUUCAACAUAGAACUCGUAGCGCGACAUAAAGGACUGGAUAUGUCGUCUGGUUCGCGGUGGUUGUCGCCUAUCCAGUACUUGCUAUUAGAUAUUAUAGCUUUUAUAGUGUUCGUUUUAUUCAUAUCAACAUUUACUUUUGUUUUUAUUUUAAAAACUUUUAUUUCUGUGGUACAAAUAUAUUACCGUAACAAAGAAAAAUCAAGUUAAAAUUUAGUGUUAUUAAAUCGAAACCAUUGGAAAAUCGAUUCAAUAUUACUAUAAUAACUGAUUUCGUUACCAAAAUCCUAAUAUAUAUCGGAUUUUUUAUACUGACAAUUCAAACCGUCAUAAAAAAAAAACAAUUUGUUAAAAAGAAGCCUUUAAUAUUCCUUCAACAAUAGUAAAAUUGUAUAAUAAUAUAAAUCGUUUACAAUUAGUUUUCAUAAUAAUUAUAAAUUGAGCAAUUACUUAAUGAAGUUACCAUUUAAUUAUUACACGUUUCUGUUUUCCCUUAUUUAAAUAACAAUUAUUUAUAAAUAUUAUUUAACUACGCCAUCUUGUUACUACAGAAUGCUGCCAGUCUCCUUUUUAUAAUAAGUACCUUUAUUUAGGCAUCUUUAGUGAAUAAAUUUUCUUAUAUAAUGGUGUACAUGCUUAGGCACUUAUGUGUUCCGUAUUUUAGGCGAUUAUAUCUUAUGAUUAUAAAUUCAGACCUAUAUUUCCGUAAUUUAUUGUUACCCACCUGUUUUGGGAAUUCGUUAAUAGCCAUGAGCACUGCUAAGCUAAUGCUCAUAGCUGGAGAGCUUAAGAGGAAUCAGCAAAGAGUUCCAGUACAAAACUACUACUAAAAUUAUUUAAAAAAAGUGGAAUGUAAGUAUGAAAACAAAUGGCAAUACGCAAUUUUAUGGGCAACAUUGAAUUAUAAGUAAAAUGCCAAUUUUGUUCCAUUGAAUUAGUCAAGAAUUAUCAAUUAUAAUAUUCUAAAUGUCCAUAUUUUAAAAUAAAAUUUUUGUACUUCAUAAUCAGAACACAGUUGUGUAAAUUAAAAAAAGAAAACAA